UUGCCUUGAAGAGAAGAUGGCGGCGGGGGAUCGCGAGCUGGAGCCCGGGGCGGCCGGGGGAGGCUGCAGCCGGCUCCGGGCCUAGAGCGGGACAGGCCGGGGGGCGGGGGAGCUCCCGAUAACCCCCUCCCCCCACACACCGCCCCGUACCCCGGGCCCCGGCACCAUGUUCGGUAAAUAUUUCCUGAUGGGGCUCCGCAGCUUCGUGAGGCUCGCGGUGAAGGUGUGGAGCGUCUGUGUGGAGGCGGCCCGGAGACAACUCAGAGCGAUUAUCCAAUACCAGACAGUUCGCUAUGACAUUUUGCCUCUAUCUCCUCUUUCCCGUGUCAGAAUAAAUCAAAUGAAAAGAAAAAUCCUAGUUUUAGAUUUAGAUGAAACGUUAAUCCACUCGCAUCAUGAUGGCGUGUUAAAACCAGCAGUGAGGCCGGGCACACCACCAGACUUCAUGCUAAAGGUACUUGUUGACAGGCAUCCAAUCAGAUUUUUUGUACAUAAAAGGCCUCAUGUGGACUUCUUUCUUGAAGUGGCCAGCCAGUGGUAUGAGUUGGUGAUUUUCACCGCUAGUAUGGAGAUCUAUGGUGCAGCUGUAGCAGACAAACUAGACAACAACAAGAAAAUCUUAAAUCGACGAUACUACAGACAGCACUGCACACUUGAAUUGGGCAGCUAUGUGAAAGACCUUGCAGCAAUUCACAGUGACCUCUCCAGCAUUGUAAUAUUAGAUAAUUCACCUAGUGCAUACAGGGGGCACCCAGAUAAUGCAAUUCCGAUAAAGUCUUGGUUCAGUGAUCCUGGGGAUACAGCUUUAUUAAACCUGUUACCUAUGCUUGAUGCAUUAAGGUUUACUUCAGAUGUUCGGUCUGUCCUCAGUCGCAAUCUCCACCAGCAUAGACUGUGGUGACAUUGCAUUUGAUAUUUCUGGCACACCCUUGUUGACAGCUCAUACCAGUCCUCUGGUGCUUAGAACAUUGUAAAGCCUGCGCACCAAGGAGGUGUUUUGAGUAUGCAUGAAGUGACAUAAACUCAGUGGACAGUCAAGACCUGUUUACUUCUGCGUGGACAGAUAUCUAUGUGAAUGUUACAAACGUUCAAAUCAGUGCUGAGAUGGUGCAUCGUCAAAUACACUUUAAUAUAUUUUUUUUGUUUAUAAAAUGGUAUUUUUGAGCUCAACUUCCCUCACUUGCCUGAGUUGGAGAUUUUGUUUUGAUGUGUUCUGCCUUUUAAUGUUUGAUUAUGUAAAGAUAAGAUGAUAUCCGUGAGAAUUAACUUAUCCGUUUAAAGGCAACCAGGUUACUUCCCACUGAAAGGGAGUCCAGGUUUUUUUAUAUGCUCCGUCCUCCUACACGAUGCCAAGUUUACACCAAGUAGUUGACCAGACGCAGCAUUCCCAAGUCUGAGCCUAUCAAUGGUGCUAAACCACAAAUCUAGAACAAGGCUUUGUUUGGCCUAGAUUUUUUUUAAAAAUUCCUCCCUAAUGUGAAACAGUUCUGUCAAUUCAGCUUUUAUCAAACAGUAUUACUGCAUUUCAAACGAAGAAUAAAAUCUGAUUUCUAGUACAGUAAUAGGUGAUUUGUAUCAUGGCUUCAUUUUAUGGCCUGAAGAGGCACAGUUUGAUUGUAACCAUCAGUCUUGCCUCAGAAUGUUUUAUUUUUCCCUAAAUGAUUGAUAAUUCCACUGAAAAUCCUAUUCCUUUCUGCCAGGGUUUCUACAGUUUUGUUUUCAUUUUAUGUAAUUAUCUCUCUCUUCCAGCUUCUUUCUCUGCUUUUUUCUGGAUCUGCCUGUUGGCUCGAUAGGCCAAGGAUCUGUGUGCCAUCAUACUGAUGUUCGCAGAGAAGACCAUGUAUGGCAGUAUGACAAUUAGCCUUGCGCUUUUGAUCUAAGAAAGAUGAAAAUCAGCAGUUUUAAGUUCUUGACUCCUGUGAAGGGACUGGUGCUAAAAAUUGUGUAAAAGCAGGAUGUGUUAAUUGUUCACGGCUGAAUGCUCAUUGUCUCCAAUUUACACAUAAAGGAUGAGGGCUCUUACGGUGAUGUGUUAGUGUCCCUAUGUCUGGACCAGAAGGUCUGGGUUCAAAUCUCAGCUGCUGCAGAGGCGUGUCUUAACUUCUCUGAACGGAUCGAUUGAAAAUGUUUAUACAUGAAAUAUAACCAGGGAGGGAAUCUCCCAGUUUUCAAAUCUGACUUUUCUGAGAGAAUUACUUCAACAUUUCUACAACUGGUAUCCAUUUACUUGAAGAAUGAAAGGCUUGUGCUGUUCAAAUACAAUGGUAUCUUUGGGAGAGCUCCCUCUCUAAGACAGGAAAUUGUGGAGUGAAGUUGUCCUUUCGACCUUGAGCACACAGUAAUAUUUAAUGAGCAGUAUGUUCUUCUAUGGCCUGGUUACCAUCUUUUCCCAAUGAUCAGGCCAAAAUCAGAUUAAACUAAUUAUUCAUCUCAUUUCUGUUUGUGGGAUUUUGCAAUAUGCAAAAUAGCUCUCACAUUUGCCUACGUAACAGCAACUAUGCUUCCAAUAAUUAUUUUAAAUGGGAAGCACUGGGAUAUCUAGAUAGAUGUAAUGAGCACAGUAUAAAAACAAAGUUUUUUUUUCCUCAUGUUUCCUGAGACUAUCGCAGUAUUUUGGAAGGGUCUACCACUAAUCACUCAGAGUAUUUUGCAACGUUGAGUAAUGAGCAAAAUGGGAAUGGGUAUAUGCUCAGAAAAUGAAAAUAACUGAGUCAAAGAGAGGGCUCUCGAAUUGCUCAAGGCUAAACUGGAUAAUGGAUUUCAGGCGGCAUGGUGACUUAGUGGUUAGCACUGCUACCUCAGGGACCCAGGUUCAAUUCCGCCCUGGGGAAUUUCCCCAUGUCUGCAUGGGUUUUCUCCAACAGUUCACAGAUGUGCAGGUUAGGUGGUUUGGCCAUGCUAAAUUACCCUGUAGUGUUCAGGAAUGUGCAGGCAUGGUAGAUUAGCCAUGGGAAAUGCAGGGUUACAGGGAUAGGGUAGGGUGUAUGAUUCUGGUUGGGAUGCUGUUCAAAGGGUCAGUGUGGAUCCGUUGGGCUGAUUGGCCUGUUUCCACAGUGUUGGAUUCUGAGACUUGUUUGCAUUCUGGCCAUUUAUAAAUUAAAGUUUUAGAGAAGCAUGGACCUCCAAAUCUCUCUUUUGGUGGUACAAGACCAAAGGCUGUCUCUGGUGCCAAGCAAUUAUGUUCGGUCAUGGCAGAUCACGCAAUCAGUCUGCAACUAUUGCUUUGCGCGGACUGGCUUGAGCCUUUAUCAGUCAUUAGUUGGUGUCACAGAUUAUGUGCCAUAACCCAGUGGAAUUUUAAUUGUUUUGCCUGCAAUAUCACAAAAGUGAGAGAGCUGCAGCAGGAAGAAUGUUAUUUUGGCCUUUUCUUAUGUUUAACCUGCUUUAAGAGACACUGGUGUAAUGCAGAUGAUGAAUUCAAAUGCUAUAGCUUAUUUGCAUUCUCCAUAUGCAGACUUGCAUGCAAUGGUACCUUGCAUAAACUAUUCAUUAGCAUUUUUGAUUGCAUAACUAUCAUAAAUGGAAUGUCUGUUGGAACACCUACCAACACCAUGAAACUGCCAUCUUUAAUCCCAGAGUGUAUAUUUACCAAUUUCAUAGUGGCUAAUUUCAUAAUUGACCUGGUUUCAGAGAGAUUGAGCUAAACUUAUAAUUUUGCACCACUUCACCUGCCCAAAAAGGCAUUAACAACAGUGUUUAUGACUUUCAACUCUUUUGCAUAUAAAGUAUUUCAGUGGAGUUUGGGUUUAAUUAAGAUAUAAGAUUGGGUGUGAAAUUAGCAGCCUUUUCUCCUAUAAUGCAGUAUGUCCAUUAGGCACCUUGUAAUGGAAAUCCUUCCAUAUUGAUCAGACUUUUGUAGCCUCCAUUUUAAACCCCUCACAACCCUGCAGGAGCUCUUAGCCAUCAAGAUUGGGAUGAAGCAUGUUAUAACGAACCCUGGCAGCAACCUCACUAUUUUAGUGGCCAGGCUGCUGAUUUACACCCCCUAUUGUGGAUAUCUUGAUCAUAAUCAGAAAAUGGGAUCAUUCAAAAUCGGUCAAGCCUGCCUGACAUACUGCAUUCCAACCCGUGAAUUCAAAAUGAGCUCCAGGUUUCACUAAUGUAGAGCAAAAGACAAUGGAACGUAUGUAAUCACCUCACCCUAAAUAUGAUGCUAUGUAAAACAGAAGAAUCUGUGGAAAUUAGCUGUUUCUAGUAGUAGUUUUGUGCAGUGCUGAAAGAUCUCAUCAGAAUUUUAGUUAAGUUUGUAUUUUGAAUUCCUUUUUCUCUGCACUUCCUGAACAAUCGAACAGUGCGAGUUGCUGUUUUUAAACAGCUGACUCACAAAAUCCUCGGUGUGUUGCUGUGCCAUUGACUGGUGAUGUGCUUCAUUCCAGGGCCCAACACUGACAUGUUGAGCAGUGUGCUCAGCAGAUUAUAAUGUCAGCAAGUUUUAGCUGUGCUUUGCUGGACAAGUUUGAGCAAUACUGAUUUCGUAAAUUGUUUGUAGUGGCUGAAAAGUUUUGUCACCUCAAUUUGAGUAUUUAUGAUUAGGAAGGCCACGUUUGCCAUGCUCAGUUGUAUUUUCAAGGGUUAAAGAGCAUCUGAGCUUUCCUGUAAUUUGCCAGACUGUUUGUUUUUGCUUUGAUUACUAGGCACCGCUUGAUCAUUAAAUCGUUGUGCGGACCAGUAGUCUAAAGUGACGUCAGGAGAUGGCUGAAAAAACUUCGGUGAAUUGGUGUUAUCUAUCAUGGUGACCAGUGGGAGUACCUGCUCAGAUUAAAGUUUUAACACCCAUCCCUGCAAUUCACUGGCAGAAGACUUCUCUUAAAUCUUGUUCCUUUGUAAUUAGAUUCUGUAGCUUGCCAGUUGCUCUUUUGUGGCACGGGCCUGUUUUAGUGAGUAAGUGAACAACUUGUAAUCCCAAAGGAUCUGAUAAAAUGGCCUGCAAGCAAGUUUAGUUGAAACUUAAAUGAGAAGAAUGUUCUUAGUAGCAUUGCAUAACUCUUGCUUUUGUUUUGGGUGGCAGUAUGUACAUAGUGGCAUCUCAAAAGGCUGGUUUAAUCCUUAACCUGCUUCUAGCUAGCUGAUUUUAGCCAGGUGUGAUCAGAUUUCCCUCUAGGAGAGAUGUCAGGAUUUUGAUUGUCCAAUGUCCCUUCCUGAAAAGUACACUUGAUGUUAUGGGAGAAUAGGACUGCAGUUUAAUAUUACUCCUCAGACACUUGACUCAGUUACAACUCGGCUGCUAACAACUUAAAACUAGCCCCAGUAUGAGAUGGCCUCUUCAAGAGGAAACUGAGGGGGCAACUGAAUUGCCAUUUUAGUUAGUAGUAUUUUCCUACUACAGUGGGUUAGCUAUUCCGUAAAUCACUGGUUCAUUAAUUUCUCAGAACAAUAGAUGGACACGUGGAAUGCUUACUUCAAAAAUCUGUCUUUAAAAACUAAAUUUUGGUUUAGUAACAGUUCUUACUGCCAGUUUAGUCCAGGAGUUGUGCAGUUUCCACAGAGUUUGGUUUAUUGGCUUUGCAACUUGAUUUUAAACAGGAGCCUGUGAAAUAAAGUUGAAAAUGUAAUGAAACUUUGUUUUCAAAGUCUGAAUUACAAAUUUUGACAUGUUUCAGUAAUGUGACCCUAAUCCUUUGAACCUAUAAGAAAAAUGAAGAAUGAAUCAUUAAACCAGUAGUGACCAGCUAUUCAUCAUAGUUUCCAGGUAAUAUCUCUCCUCCAUUCUCUAUCCUGCCCAGAAAACGAUUGCAAACAUUUUCCUCUUUUGACAAAAGAGCUUCUUUUGUAACUUGUUUCAGUACGCUGAAUUAAGACAAGAAAAUAGAAGUACAAUCAUUCUAUUGUCUCAACUCGAGGAAUCCUGAAUGUACUUUCUUAACAGUGAUGGUUGGAUCUCUUUGGUCAAUGGGGAAGAUUCUGAACAAUGCUGAAAAAUAUUUAGAAUUAAGAAUUUUAUUCCAAAUAGAAUCUAAAGAAGAUCCUUUUAUCGUAAUAAGAAUCUCCUCAUUGGGAGGUCAGUUUGCCACCUGCUUCAUGCUGUUUCAAGCUACUAAAUGUUUGCUAAAUUUAUUUCCUUUAUCUUGACUUUUUUUAAGCAAUUUUCUAUAACUGAACACAGACAAUAUGUGAAGAAAGCAAAAACUGAAUCAUGUUAGUAUACAGUAGGUUGGUCAAUCAACCUCUGAAAAUGACUGAGCUGAGACCUUAGGUGGAAGCUUUAAUCGAGCCCAUUGGUUCAGACUAAGUCUUGCCCAGAAUUUUGGCCUAGAUCAAAAGCUGCUGCGAAAAGCCAACUUUUUUUCAUUUCAUAUAUCCUUUAGAUACUAUUUCUGUCUCUCUCCGAUGAGUCAUGAUGCACUUGUUUUCUAUCAAAUCAUUGGAAGGAGUUAGUUGUGCACAAGUUCUGCCCUUCACAACUUAUUUCUCUAACCUCCUCUCCAAUAAAUCUUGUCAUUUGAAUCUUCAUUGCUUCCCUGCUCAUCCGAAGCAAUUUUAAAAUCCUUAUUCCAAUUUAUUUUCUGCAGGGUCUUGUUCCUUUCCACCGCUUUAGGUGAACAUGCAGAAAUGUGGAGCUAAUGGGCUUCCAUUGCGCUGACCUCUCCCUCCUUUCUGUCCUCGCCAUGAGAUGCUGCAGCUAGCUCUGCCCCACUCUGCAAUAUUCACUCCUGAGUGUUCUGUUGCAAUAGCUUUAGAGUUUCCCUACAGCCUAUCUCCCUCCACCAAAUCUUUUUACCUCCACUUUGCUUUUUGUAGAAUUUUGGGAUGCUUUCUGGUGAAUGCUGCUGUACAAGUGCAUGUUGUAAAUGAUCUAUUAUACUGAAACUGUUUUAUUUUGUGUUUCUGAGGGAGUUUAAUCUGUGUGUUACAUGGCUGUGGAGUGAAAACUGGGCUGGGUGAAAUGAGUUGGGAAUUCAGUCCAGUUAUGAUUCGGCUAGCCAACUCACCACAUGCCCUCAUGUUCAAAUUUGACAAUCUUAUUUGCAGACCAGAGCAACAUGGUGCAAAUCUGUUACUGGGGAUUCACUCUAAGGGGUAUAUCAGCUAAAAUGAACUUUAUUUUUCCGAUUUAAUAUCAGUACCAGUAUGUUCAACCCUAACAGAUGAAUCCACAUGUGAAAAAGCCUCAAUUGUGGUCUGAUGUAUGAUUAAUUCAUUUGAGGAAAAUGCUUGCCUGUGGUUCACAUACUGUUUAUAUUGAGAUAGACUUGAAGUUGGAGAAGUUUUUGUAUCUUUACAUGCAGAGAUCAGAGUGAAAUAUUUUUGUAUGUUUAAAAAUUACCAAAUCAUGCUGGUAGCUAUUAAAGGUCAUUGGUUAUUAAUGCCCUUGUUCUAACUCCAUGGAAGGGUGGGGCAGUGUUUUUUUUAAACAAUGUAUUUUGAAAUGUAUUUACAAAUGUCAAAACCUAAGCAAAAUUGCAGCUUCUGGAGAAAAUAAAUUAAAAUAAAUGAUCACUUUUUCCAGUUA
Messenger RNA from Hemiscyllium ocellatum (epaulette shark), 7450 nucleotides. Its product is annotated as CTD nuclear envelope phosphatase 1-like. Gene Ontology annotation, molecular function: protein serine/threonine phosphatase activity. Lineage: Eukaryota; Metazoa; Chordata; Chondrichthyes; Orectolobiformes; Hemiscylliidae. The transcript is spliced from 8 exons. The coding region runs from base 167 to 901 and encodes 244 amino acids. The record is from RefSeq and is a predicted model, not a curated record.